Messenger RNA from Fusarium keratoplasticum, 2883 nucleotides. RefSeq lists its product as uncharacterized. Bases 1 to 2883 code for a protein of 960 amino acids. The transcript has a single exon. The record is from RefSeq and is a predicted model, not a curated record. NCBI's taxonomy places the organism in Eukaryota, Fungi, Ascomycota, Sordariomycetes, Hypocreales, Nectriaceae.
AUGUCCGACUCGGCCUCCUCCGCCGACAAUGGAGGCUUCCCCGAUCGCGGGCCGGCCGUCUUCGCCGUCACCACCGCGACCCUCGUCCUCGCCACCGUCUUUGUCGCUGCCCGCAUGGUCUCGCGCACCUUUAUCGUGCGCAACAUCACCUGGGAUGACCGCGUCAUGAUGCUCGCAUGGCUCUUUGCCUUUUUCCUGUCCUUCACCAUCUGCUUUGGAGUUCACAAUGGCCUCGGAAGGCACGACGUCAACAUCGACGAGAGCCGGAGGCCCGCUCUCCGCCGCUGCGAAUACGUCUUUUCCAUCCUGUACAAUCCCGCCUUGAUGGCCACCAAGACGUCCAUCCUGAUAUUCUACCUGCGGCUGGCCAAACACACGCAGAGGGUCCUACGCUUUGCAUCUUGGCUUACCCUCGCCAUUGUUAAUCUUGCUGGCAUCAUCCUCACCUUGAUGAACGUCUUCCAAUGCCGUCCAACUGCCGCCGCUUGGGAUCCCGCCUAUGACGACCGCUCCAAGUGUAUACCGCUGCUCACCGAAUUCAUCUGCUCCUCCCCGGUUAAUAUAGUAACCGAUCUGGCUAUCCUCGCCCUGCCUAUACCUGUUCUCACCGGCAUGCGCUUGCCCUCGCGCCAGAAGACGAUUCUCGUUCUCACUUUCACCGUUGGUAUCUUUGUCACGGUUGUCGAUGUGAUACGAAUCUACUACCUCCAGCAAGCCAUCACCAAGGUCCCCACCGGCGCCAGCGGUGACCCUCAGUCGAGAUUCGGCGGUCAGACCGACUUUGCCUGGAAUGCUUCACUAUCACUCAUGUGGAGUGCUGUCGAGGUCAAUGUUGGAAUGACUUGCGCCUGUGUCCCAACAUUGAAGCCCCUUGUUCUCAAGCUGCUCCCCUCUAUGCUGUACGAUCCCAAUGGAAGCAGGAGCAGUCUAUCCAAGGGCCCUAAUGAUUCGGACACGCCUUCAACGGGCCAUCGCGCCAGCGUGCAGCCUCCGCCGCCAGUGGCGCGUCCCGGCGUCCAAUCCCCUCUACCGGCAGACGCCCCCAUGAGCGCCAUGGAGUUCUUGACGACGCCAUUCGAUGAACCAACGGUGACUGCUCCUCCACUAGGCAAUUCCCCUCAGCAAGGGACGACUACCUUUCAGACUUCGACCACCUUGACUUCUUCGACUGGAACUGGAGAAGGCGUCUACUUUGGCUUUGUCAACAUGGCUAGACCCAAGAGUAUGCUCAAGUGCAACAAGAAAGAGUCUUUCAAGUACUGCACCAUUGUCUCCAUCCUAUUUUUACUCUGGGGCAUCUCAUAUGGCCUCUUGAACACGCUCAACAAUGUCAUUGCGUCCGUCAACAAUAUGACCACCGCUGAGACGCUGGGUAUGACCUCGGUAUACUUUGGAGGUGGCUACUUCUUUGGCCCUCUACUCGUGGGUGAAUGGAUUCUUCGAAGAGACGAGCAUAACCGAUCGAGGCGUCACAAGCGCAACGGCCAUGACAGCGUCGGCGGGUUCAAGGUGACAUUUAUCGUUGGCCUCUGCUUCUAUGGCAUUGGAACCAUCAUCUUCUGGCCCUCUGCUGUCACUCAAUCUUACCCAGGCUUCAUGCUUAGCAACUUUGUUGUUGGCUUUGGGCUUUCCGUCUUGGAGGUUGGAGCAAACGCCUUCUUGAUACUGUGUGGUCCCCCUGAAUAUGGCGAGACGCGUGUCCUUCUUGCUCAAGGAAUUCAGGGCAUUGGCAGCGUCCUAAGUGGCCUCCUUGCCCAGAAGGUCUUUUUCAAGGGAAUUGCUGAGCAGGACAACACGACCAGCAUGUCUCUCAUCAACGUCCAGUGGACUUAUCUUGGCAUUACAUUGCUCUGCGUUGCCCUGGGGCUGUUCUUCUACUACAUGCCUCUUCCAGAAGUCAGCGACCGUGAACUAGAAGAGUCGGCCAAGCACCUCCCCACGGACCCUCAGAGGAAGACGUGCGGCUUUCAACUGCGCACUUGGAGCGUCAUUUUGGCCUUCAUCGCUCAGUACACUUACGUCGCCGCUCAGGAGUGCAACAGCAUCUACUUCAAGAGCCUCAUGAUAUCCAUCCUCCCCGACCACGCCGACACGGGUGAAGAAGCGACCAAUGGCGCCAGCGAGACAGCCAACCCCGAUAAGCCUCACGGCAUCGCUCUCUCUAUACCCGACUACCUCCUCAUUGCUCAUACUGCCUUUGCCGUCUCGAGAUUCAUGGCGGCCGGCUUCACCUACCUCUCCGUCUUCCACGCCCGACUCCCUCAACCUCGCACAGUCCUCACCACGUGCAUCGCCAUGUGCUUCCUCUUCGCUCUCCUCCCUGUGGUUGUCCGUCCUCCCAACCCGAACCUCCUCGUCAUCCCCAUCGUCCUCUUCUUCUUCUUCGAGGGCCCCAUCUAUCCCCUCAUCUUUGCCGUUGGCCUUCGUGGCCAAGGUAGACGCACAAAGCGCGCUGCUGCCUUCAUCACCAUGGGCGGAUCUGGCCCUGCCUUCUUCCCCUUUGUCAUGUACGGCAUCAUCAAGCAUGGCGGCACCGUCAAGAUUGCCUUUUCGGUCGUCAUCGCUUUGCAAGCUGUCAUGAUGGCUUACCCGAUCUUUCUCGAGUUCGCCCCUGAUGCCAAGAAGCUGGUCGACCCUUGUCCAGCUGUACGCGAUGCCCUCAGCCGACCAGACGAAGAAGCACCGUCUCCUUGGGAGACGAUCAUUGUCGAGCGGAUGCGCCGGCAGACCUCGAUGAAGGAGAAGUCCCAGGGCUUUCUCGACAUGGUGUCUAAAGGCACCAGGGGUAUCGGCGCCAAGUUCCUCGGAUCACGGCGUCGCUCAUCACAGCCCUCUGUGCAGCAUAAUGAGGACAAUAAUGGUGUUAUAUCACGACCAAACUAA